GCAAACAGAAGACAAAUCUCGUGUUCUUGGGAUCCCAAAGGUUUGAAACUUUCAUGGAUUGGCUUCUUCUUCGUCUUCUUCCCCCACGCUUCCUCUCUCUCCCUCGUAAUCUGUAACCCUACCAGCUCAAAUCAAAUGGCCGAAGACGACGAUUUAUACUAUCAGCAACACCUGAUUGAGCCUAUGGAUCCCGUUUCGUCAAUGGUUGUCAUCAGAGAAUCGCCAAUUUUCGCCAAGGACGACCGUCUCGUCUUCCCGCCGGUCAACCACGAGAAUCUCCAGCUCGCUUCUUCCGCCUCCGAAUUCGAUAAUCCAUACCUCGAAUCUCCAUCGUCGGAAUCCGAAUCCCCGUCAUCUUCCUCGAGAGGCUCUGCUUCGUCUUCUUCUUUCUCCUUGUCUCCUUCCGAUUCAGACGGACAACCGCCGCUCUCUCCGUGUGAGUUUUAUCAGAAGCUUCCGUCGGAAACAACCGAAGAAAAAUGCAGCGAAUCUCCGCCGUCCGAUACGGAUGGACAAUCGCCGCCGUUGACAGGUUUGAAACGAGGCGGAGAGUCUCCGCCUCCGAGGAAAGUCUUGUACCGUGAAGCUGAUGAUGUGCUCCGACAUUGGUGGGAGCUUCUUCUCGUACGAGCAUACUCCAAGAUUAAAAAUUUGAUGACAUGGUUCUCAACGACUCUCCGACCGUUUUAUCCUGUCCUUGCCAUCGCGAUUUGGUGGUGGAUGCUUCGUCGGCGACGUGUUAGUGGAGAAAGCAGAGAUCUUCUUCGAGGUGCAAUCAAAGAGAGAGACGAGAGGAUAGUUCAGCUUUUGCAUCAGAUUGCUCAAAUGAAUGAGUUACUGAUAAAACACCACAAGGAGAUCGUAUCGAGAAGAUGAUGAUUCUAAACUCUUUUAGCUUUGCUUAAUUCUUUUGUUUCUUGUUUAUAUUCUUUCACAACUCACUCUGUUUCUGUCAAUUUCUUUACAUUUCAAUCUCUCUAAAUAAAGACAAAUGGAGAUGUUUUAUGGUUCC
This is a messenger RNA of Brassica oleracea var. oleracea, 1012 nucleotides long. RefSeq lists its product as uncharacterized. NCBI's taxonomy places the organism in Eukaryota, Viridiplantae, Streptophyta, Magnoliopsida, Brassicales, Brassicaceae. The transcript has 2 exons. Bases 136 to 876 code for a protein of 246 amino acids. The record is from RefSeq and is a predicted model, not a curated record.